AUGGAGAAACUAUUUCCACUGCCUCUGAUAGACUCGCCAGUGAGCCCUGCAUUCCCGACACACUCAGAUUCCUCCUCUGUAUAUACAAGUAGUAGGCAGCACACCAAUACUGCAGCUUGUUGCACUUCCUCUGUCUCUAGCGGCGAGAAUUCCCUCACGCAAGCCCCCGACUAUGGGUGCCCUGAUGAGGGGAAAUCUCAACUGGCAGAGAGGAGAGCCUCCAGAGGAUCUGAAGAGCGUUUCAUCCCUUUGAAACGCCCCAGGAAGGGAGGCCUGGAGGAACCUGCAUGCGCAACACCCGCCCCUCUCGGAGCAGUUAACCAUGAUGAGAUCAAUGAACAUAGGCUCCGCUCUCCAGCCUCCAACUCGCGUGCCGCAUGCUCCGUCGCUUCUCCUCCUUCCGCUAUUGCAGUUGCAUGUGGCCCUGCUCUCAAUAAUGGGCAGCCAGCAGAGUCAACGAGAAAGGAGGAAAGCAGCGCCACGACGACAUCUCUGAGUGAAGGCAUUGUACCUCGUCAUGAGGGGAGAACUGAUGAGGCCAAAGGCGUUGCUAAGCCACACGCCGCCUUAUCCGCUGCACGACUUUCUAGAGGACGACAGAAAGGAGAGUUGAGGCGCGAUGGGCGCGGCGCUGCUCAUGAAAUGAACAUUUUCGCUGAUGCUGUGCUGUCGUCGAUUCAGGAUACAUCAUGGGAGACCCUCAAGGCACUUUCCUUUGAUAGUCUGAGGCGUGCAAUAUUCCGUUGUCUACAGGAUCUGCGGGCUGCAGGGGGUGUCCCCUCCGAAGGCGGCCCCCAGGAUCCUGGUCGCUUUGCAAACCACGUGGAAAAUAUCCUGGAUGCAUGCAACUCGGAAGAUUUGGCGCCAUACCUCCAAAUUUUUGCUGUUUGCCUAACUCAGGGGUGUGAGCCGCACUGUCUCCCCAUGGAGGCUAGGGUGCUGAUGGUGGAGUGUCUUUCAGCGCUCAAGGCGACGGGCUAUAGCGUUCACGUCCGGCGAGUCUUUGAGGAGUAUCACCGCCUCGUGUCUACCUUGAGGCGGAGAGAUGUCUUGCUUGCUCCUCUCAGCAACGACAGCAUUGCAGGUGUGGGUAGGUGGGGAAGUAGUUGCUGCGCCUUGCGCCAGGUGGCUGCAGCCGCGGGGCCUGAAGACGGCCAGCUAGCUGAUUUGUGGGUUAGUGCGUCGCGAUGGAAUCAGACGCCAGAGGAGGCUCAGGAGAGCGAUUUCCAAGGCAGCGUAUGCAGAAGUAGCGGCAGGCCCGAGGACUUUUUGCUGCAUUGCAAGGGAGUCAUCCUUAAACAGCUGCGAUACUUACGCCGUAUCGCGCCUGUAUGGGCCGCCCGCGAUCGGUCCUACCAAUACCAUAUGGAGGCAGUUUUGGGAGCAAAGACUCCCAGCGAGCUCGCAAGGUAUUUGCUGAUCCUCUCCUCGCUACAGCCCGAUCCAGAUGGCAAGCAUAUAGUAUCCGUCGGGUCUCUUCACGACUGCCUUCGCGAGCUGCAUCUUCUUCAGAGGACCGACUCCCAAGAAGGCCUCACAGGGGCCCUCCCGGUAACGCAUGCAGAGCUAGCACAGUGUCUUGCUGCAGUACAAAGCAAGCGAAAUUUGGAAGGGGGGCUCAGUGGCCCCUUGAUGACCUUAGGGCGCAAGCACGGAGCCCGGACAGUCUCUGCAUUGCCGGCCCCCUCCACCCGCGCUCAGAAGUACCGCUUGGUCUCUCCGCAGCUCGAGGCUGAGGUGACUGCCAAUCUGCAGAGGCUGUCCUCUCUGCCUUGCGGGGACCCCUUUUUGACAGCCUUUGGAGCACCUAGAGCCAAAGCGCGUGGCGAGGACCCUUCCCUAAUGUACGCCGAAGAGCUCAUGGCGGUUGCUGCUGGCGCCGCUGACCCCCCCACUGUAGCCCAGCAGUGGGCCUUUACUGAGUUGCAGCGGCUACGGCAGUACUGGGCAGAAGGUAUGUUUCCACUCGCCACGAGAGAAGAGGCCUCGCUUCCUCCCUUGGCCCCCCCAAGCACCCCCGUAUCGCUUUACUCCGCACCAGGAAGGCUGGGCUUUGCCUGGCGUAUGCCCAGGACCCGCAGCACGCCAUGUCCAAUAAGCACGGCGAGAGGCACAAACGCCUCUUGUUCAGGGCAUCAUUUUCCUUCCGCCACGCAUUGCAGAAAUGGGGAGGCCUCCUCACGAGCGUCCUUCCAGAGGCUAUCUCCUCCACGAGCCGCGCUGCAGUCCAGCGGAACACGUGGGUUCAUAAGUCAGGCUAGUUGA
This is a messenger RNA of Cyclospora cayetanensis, 2265 nucleotides long. RefSeq lists its product as uncharacterized. NCBI's taxonomy places the organism in Eukaryota, Apicomplexa, Conoidasida, Eucoccidiorida, Eimeriidae. Bases 1 to 2265 code for a protein of 754 amino acids. The transcript is spliced from 5 exons. The record is from RefSeq and is a predicted model, not a curated record.